Ylistrum balloti is the source of this 5121-nucleotide messenger RNA. Its product is annotated as phospholipid-transporting ATPase ABCA3-like. Gene Ontology annotation, cellular component: membrane; intracellular membrane-bounded organelle. The transcript is spliced from 19 exons. Gene Ontology annotation, biological process: lipid transport; transmembrane transport. The record is from RefSeq and is a predicted model, not a curated record. Bases 1 to 5121 code for a protein of 1706 amino acids. NCBI's taxonomy places the organism in Eukaryota, Metazoa, Mollusca, Bivalvia, Pectinida, Pectinidae. Gene Ontology annotation, molecular function: ATP hydrolysis activity; ABC-type transporter activity; lipid carrier activity.
AUGGGGCUUUUAAUGCAGUUUGGAUUGCUAUUAUGGAAGAAUUUCACAGUCUCGAGGAGGAGGACAUGUGCCACAGUGUUCGAGAUUGUCUUGCCGUUGGCGUUCGCGUUUCUUAUGCUUAUCAUCCGAUUCCUUACUAGUACCACGGACAACAGCACGGCGUCCACGUGGGAUGCAUUUUCGGUGAGCAGUGUGGGUCUGGCGGUACCGUCCACGACGAGGAAAAAUAUCUACUACUCUCCGACUUCCACAGCUAUCAACGACGUCAUGUCGACCAAAGUGAAUACGGCAUUAGGUGGAAAUGCUACAGUAACCGGCUACGCAUCGUCUACUCUAUUACGAAAUGCAUACGAUCUGAAUUCUGCGUCGGUGUGGGCAGCGGUUGAGUUUGACGAGUCGGCCGACUAUUCGUCCAGCCUUCCCAGCCACGUGACUUACUCCCUUAGAGUGGCGCUUUAUGACAAAGCUGAAGAUAAGAAAUGGUAUACAGAUCGUUCUUAUCAGUUUUUCCAGGCGCCUGGUUACAGAAACAAUUUUUCCACUGCUGGGGAGCCUUACUACUACGAGACAGGGUUUCUGGCACUACAAUACGCUAUAGACAAAGCCAUCAUAGACAAUAAAUAUCCGAGCAAUACCUUAGGAACUACCUACAACAUACAACUGAAGAAAAUGGCGUAUCCUUCAUUCGUCGAGGACGAUCUGACAGCCACUUUGCCUACCAUUAUGCCGCUCUUUCUAAUGCUUUCCUUCAUCGUAACCGUGUUUACGUCGACUAAAAACAUCGUCCUCGAGAAAGAGACGAAAAUUAAGGAGUCAAUGAAACUAAUGGGGAUGAGUCCCACUAUGUACUGGAUGUCCUGGUUCGUCAGAUUGUUCAUCUACCUCUUCGUCAUCUGCUUCCUCUUCGCUCUGCUGUUCGGAAUCAAAGCUGGCAAAAAUGGCAGUGUCUUUCAAGCUUCACAGCCGUCUCUCAUAUUCAUCUUCCUUCUUCUUUUCGGCAUAUCAAUCAUCGCCUUUUGUUUCAUGAUGUCAACAAUUUUCAAGAAAGCUACCUCCGCGGCCUUUGCAGCAGGGAUCAUAUAUUUCCUGUUCUACAUGCCCCAGUUCUUUUUGAGUCGAUCUUAUGAUACGUUGGGCAAAGGAGAGAAGGUUGGCAUCUCCCUGCUCAACCUUAUGGCUAUGGCAUUCGGGGUCACUACCAUAAGUCUAUACGAAGGCACAGGAGCUGGCGCAAAAUGGUCGAACUUCAACGAGCCCGCGACUGUGGAUGACAACUACUCACUAGGGGACGCUAUGGGUAUGCUUCUGUUGGAUAGUAUCAUCUACUUCCUGGUGGCCUGGUACAUGGAAAAUAUCCGUCCCGGUGAAUUCGGAAUUCCAAAACCGCUUUACUUUCCGUUCACGAAAUCCUACUGGUGUGGAACCAAGGUAGAGGCGGAUCUGCUUGAAAUCAGUGUUGACCAUAAAGAUAAAGACAAGUUUGAGCCGGACCCAACUGAUCUGAAAGCCGGAAUAAACAUCAGCCAUCUACGGAAGGUAUUUGGCAGCAGUAAGAAUGGGAAGGUAGCAGUUGCUGAUACCUCACUAAACAUGUAUGAGAACCAAAUUACAGUGUUGCUUGGCCAUAACGGAGCUGGCAAGACUACCACCAUGUCUAUGAUAACAGGUUUCAUACCACCUACUAGCGGAACGGCCAUCAUUAACGGCAGUGACAUCCGGAAGGAUAUAGAAGGUGUCCGAAAAAGUCUUGGACUUUGUCCACAACACAAUAUUCUGUAUGAUAACUUGACUGUUGAGGAACAUCUGUGGUUCUUUGCCAAGUUAAAAGGAUGUCCAUCGGAUCAAGUUAAAAAGGAGAUCGAUGACAUCAUUCAGGUGAUGGGAAUAGAAGCAAAAAGACGCCGACUUUCGUCAACACUCUCCGGGGGACAAAAGAGGAAACUUUCUGUUGGCAUAGCACUGAUUGGAAACUCUAAGGUAAUUAUACUGGAUGAACCAACCUCGGGUAUGGAUCCAGCCGCACGAAGGGAGACGUGGGAAAUUCUCCGUAAGUACAAAGACGAUCGCACUAUCCUGCUGUCAACUCAUUUUAUGGACGAAGCAGAUCUUUUGGGCGACCGGAUCGCUAUCAUGUCGGAGGGAGUCAUCAAGUGCUGUGGGACGUCUUUGUUCCUUAAGAAGGCAUACGGGGCUGGUUAUCAUUUGGUCACCGUUAAGACAAAAGACUGUGAUGUAUCCAAGGUGACCAACCUCAUACAGGGCCACAUCCCACGAGCUUUCAUCGAAAGUGAAAUCAGUGCAGAAUUAUCCUACCUCUUACCUUUCGACGAGUCAGGCAAGUUUGUGAAACUCUUUGAGGAUUUGGAGAAUAAACUUUCAUCUCUUGGGCUUAGCAGUUUUGGUAUAUCAGCUACCACGAUGGAGGAGGUUUUCCUUAAGGUUGGCGAAGGGGCCAGCAAGGAAGACGAUGACGAGGAAGGGGAUGAUUAUACAGAUAAAGAUGGCCUUUUAAAGAAACAGAAUGAUGUAAAACCUGGUGUGAUCAAUGACGCAUUUCAGAUUGACGAAAAGAGCAAUGGGAACCCUAAUGGAAUUGUCGGACAGGAAAUGGGGCCAGGGACCUCAGCAGGUUCUGCUGUAUCCGUUAAAAACUCGGGCAUGAACUGGGCAGUACAACAGUUUUAUGGUAUGUUUCUGAAGAAGGCAAUCCACAGUUGGAGGAACAGAAUAGUGUCAAUAGUACAGUUAUUUCUGCCUGUCAUAUUCGUCAUCAUGGCGUUGGUUGUAGAUCAGACCGCGCCUACAAAUGACGAUGAGCCGGCUUUGACCCUUAAAUUGUCCCAGUUUGGAACAAGUGCCACAGUAAUGUACACAGAUGGGACAUCGCCGACCGCGGCCUCAACCCGAAUUGCCGGUCACUAUAGUAGCCUUCUUUCCGCCUACCCAAGAGAGGAUAUUGGUGCCACAUCGUUUGACACGUACGCAGUAGACAAGGCAACCAGUAUCGGUAUCGAUACGUUCAGUAACAAGUAUAUCGUUGGCGGUGACUUUGACCAGUCCAACACAUUCACUGCCUACUUUAAUGGUGAUCCAUAUCAUUCUCCCGCCAUAUCAUUGAGCCUUAUGACUAACACAAUGCUCCGCGAAUUUGGUAGUACUAGCGAUGCUAUAACUACUAUUAAUUAUCCCUUACCGCUGACACUAGCUGAGAAGAAUGAAACCGUGGUCGUAACUGCUCUUGCCACAGGCUUCGUAGUAGCAUUUCUCGUCCUUUUUGGAAUGGCCUUCUUAUCCACCAGUUUCAUACUUUUCCUCAUCAAGGAACGUUCCACGGGUGCGAAACAUUUACAGAAGGUGAGUGGAGUUGGGUCUUUCACCUACUGGCUGUCAAAUUACUGCUGGGAUAUAAUUAAUUAUAUGAUUCCCGUCCUGCUGAUCCUGGUGGUCUUUGCAGCAUUCCAGACACCAGCCUACGUCUACGACAAUCGUUUGGGCCUGGUCUUCCUGUUGUUCUUUAUAUACGGACUGUGCUGUCUGCCAUUUGUGUAUCUGCUGCAUUUUCCGUUCAAUGUUCCCUCCACCGGCAUGGCAACUAUCAGCAUCCUGAACAUCUUAUCAGGUUUAGCAACUUUGUUGGCAGUAUUUAUACUACAAAUACCUGCAUUGGGAGCAGAGAAUGUCGGUGACGGUCUCGACUGGUUCUUUUCAAUCUUCUUUCCGCACUAUUGUCUAGGCCAGGGACUCAACAACAUCUACACCAAUUACGCUAAUCUAAAGACGUGUCUUGACGUCAACUACGAAACGUUGUGUACAAUAAAUAAUACACUGGGUUGUUGUACAGGAUGUACAUCCAACUGUUACGAGUUUAGUACUAACUACCUAGCUUGGAAGACUCCAGGUAUUCUCCGCUACAUCAUCUUCAUGUUACUACAGACUGUGCUCUUCAUAUCUGUCGUCCUCAUGAUUGAGUAUGGCGUCAUCAACCGACUGGCCUACCUUGUCACUAACCGGUCGAAUGCGAUAAAUCCAAACGAAGAAGAACUAAUAGAAGGUAACGAGGACAGUGAUGUUCUGGACGAACGGAGGAGAAUCCGUGAUACACCUUUGGAGACUUUGAUGGAAAAUGACGCCUUAAUUAUAAACAACAUGACUAAAAAUUAUGGCGGUUUCCGAGCCGUCCGUGGAAUCAGUGUUGGCGUAGGAAGUCAGGAGUGCUUCGGUUUGCUUGGUCAGAAUGGCGCAGGAAAGACAACCACUUUUAAGAUGAUGACUGGUGAUGUGUUUGUUAGCAGUGGGAAUGCUUAUCUCAACAAGUACGAUGUCAAACAACAUCUGAUACAGGUUCAGCAAAAUCUCGGUUACUGUCCCCAGUUUGAUGCCCUGAUUGACCAGAUGACUGGUCGGGAAACUUUGACUAUGUAUGCUAGACUCCGCGGAGUACCUGAAAAGGAAAUCAAAUUGAUCGUAAACGACCUUAUCGACAUCAUGAUGCUGAGGAAGCAUGCUGAUAAGAACUGUGACGUUUACAGUGGGGGAAACAAACGGAAGCUGAGCACGGCCAUCGCAUUGAUAGGCGAUCCGCCAUUCGUAUUUCUGGACGAACCGACCACAGGAAUGGAUCCCGGUGCUAGACGAAAGCUUUGGAACGUGCUUUCAGCCGUCAGAACAAAGGGGAGGACGUUAGUGAUGACUUCACACAGCAUGGAAGAAUGUGAUGCGCUUUGUACAAAGAUUGUCAUCAUGGUCAAUGGGAAGUUUGUCUGCUUGGGAAGUCCACAGCACCUCAAGAACAAGUUUGGACAGGGUUACACGUUGAUAAUACGGGUCAGCGGAAGUGCCGGAGAAAUCCUGUCAUCUGACCCCAUUAAAAACUAUGUUAUGACAACUUUUCCUAUGGCAGAAGUGUACGGUGACCAUCAGGGCUACUUACACUUUCAGAUCCCAGAUGCCAAUAUUCCACUGGCUAGAGUGUUUGAUGCUAUGGAAAAGGUGAAGGAUCAGUUCAACAUUGAAGACUAUUCCGUGAACCAGACUACACUUGAGCAAGUGUUCCUCGGGUUUACUAGGAAUCAGACAGCACCGUCAGACACCGGUAAAUCCGUCGGGUGCUGUGGACGGUAA